Messenger RNA from Caenorhabditis remanei, 3021 nucleotides. RefSeq lists its product as uncharacterized. The record is from RefSeq and is a predicted model, not a curated record. The coding region runs from base 1 to 3021 and encodes 1006 amino acids. Lineage: Eukaryota; Metazoa; Nematoda; Chromadorea; Rhabditida; Rhabditidae. The transcript has 14 exons. Gene Ontology annotation, biological process: endocytosis; molting cycle, collagen and cuticulin-based cuticle. Gene Ontology annotation, cellular component: plasma membrane; cytoplasmic vesicle membrane.
AUGUUUCUCCUCUACCUUCUGUCUCGUUUUUUCAAUCCGUUGAUUAACGAUAACGAUGACGAAGAAGAACCUGUCGGAAGGAGGAUGCGAUGCAGGUUUCCAACUCUUGACAAAAAGUUAGAAAAAUUCUUCGCAUGGUAUACUAGGCAUCUUCUAGUUGACUAUUAUUAUAUUUUUUUAAUUGCUCCUAUCAUUUUGACAGUCAUAUGUAGUGGUGGAUUUUAUUGGAUUAAAGAAUUAACUCUAUUGGAUGCACGGAAGUUAUACACACCGGUAUCAGCGCCAUCUUGGAGAGAGGAAGAAGUAUUCAGUGAAUUGUGGCCAGUGAAGUCUUAUGAAUUUUUACCCGAACGAACGUUUCAAUGGAAUCGAUAUCUUUAUCUAGUUGUUCAUGGAAGACCGUUUGAGAAUGGAAGUUAUCCGAAUCUUCUAGAAGGGACAUACCUUGAUGAUAUUGCAAAAAUUGAAGAAGAAAUUGUAACAAAUGUGAGUUUUCAACGAGAAGAAGCACUUGAAGACAAUCCAGCUUUGAUGAGAAAACGACACUUGAAUAUGACUGAAAUCGAAGAGAAUCAGAAUAUCACAAUCACUUUCAAGGAUGUUUGUAUGAAUUGGUAUGGAGACUGUUACCGGGAAAAGAAUGUCAUCGAACUGUUGAAAAGGCGACACGAAUUGAAUAAGAGAGGAAUAUCAGUAACAUUCCCUCAAGUCAAUCAAGAAGGAACACCAAUUUAUAUUGCAUUUGUGGUUGGAGGUGUUGACACGUUUCCGAAUGACACAAUUAAAUAUGCAAGAGCCAUGCGUCUUUGGUAUUUUUUGAAAUUUGAUGAUGACGAACAAGAACAAUUAGCGAAAUAUUGGGAGAGCACUGCUGAGAAAUACGUUCAAGAGGCAUAUGCAGAUCAUCCAACAAUUCAAUGUCACAUUAAACACUCAAGAAUUCUUGAUCAAGGAUUGACUCGAAAUGCGAAUAGACUGAAACCAUAUUUCAAUGUGACCAUAGCUGUUUUAGUUUUGUUUACUGCAUUCUAUUCCGUGAAAUGGUACUUUCGAACUGAUCAUUGUUGGCCUCUUCAUAUUGAUUGGCUCCGUUCCAAGCCAAUGCUUGCACUCGGAGGUGUUCUUUCUUCGGUUUUGGCUAUUGUGAGUGGUAUUGGCCUUCAACUUUGGUUUGGAAUGUUUUUUGCAGAGAUCACACUCAUUGCUCCGUUCCUUGUUCUUUCGAUUGGAGUAGAUGACAUGUUCAUCGCAGUGGCUGCGUGGCACAAUACAGAAAUGAAAUAUCCCGGUCGGAGUCCGAAAGUGUUGAAACAAAGAAUGGUUGAAGCAAUGUCAGAAUCAGCUGUGGCAAUAUUCAUCACUUCAUUCACUGAUGUUCUUUCAUUUGGUGUUGGAACGAUUACUGAUAUCAUUGCUGUUCAAGGAUUUUGUGCGAUGACUGCUGCCUGCAUGUUCUUUACAUUCCUCUACCAGAUCACUUUCUUUGCUGCAUUAAUGGUGAUAUCUGCAAAAGCACAAAUGUCUGGAAGAAAUUCAUGUAUGCCGUGUAUGACUGCUGAUGACAUUUACACAAUUGAAGAUGGAUCAUUACAACCGAAUCUGAAGAAGAAGUCAAAAAGUCGAAAAGAUGCAAAAGCUGAAAAUGAAGAGAAACCACAUGAAAAGAGUAUGGAAAUUGCUGAAAAUUCUGAACAGGCUGAAAAAAGAUCAUGCGAUUCCUCUCCCGAUCCUUCCCAAAUCCAUAUUCCUGUCAAAAGUCGAGGAGCUAUGGGGCACUUCUUCAGAGAUUACUAUGUUCCAUGGUUACUCAACUGGAAAACUAAACUCUUCAUGUUCAUUGUUUUUGUGUUUUACAUGGGAGGAGCUAUCUAUGGAAUAUGUGUAAUGGAACAAGGUCUUGAUUACGAUAAGUUACUCCUACAUUCGGAUCCACUAGUGGAAGCACUGAAAAGAGAAAUUGAACUGUUCCAUGGAGGAGAUCAGAUCGAAGUCGCUAUUCAAAACUGUCCAAACUUAACUAUUCCGGAAAACAGAUACAGAAUCGAAAUGGUUGCACAAGAGUUUGAAAAUAUUUCGUAUUCUCUCGGAGGAAAAGGAACAUCAUUCUGGUUGAGAGAAUACAAAAAGUACAGUAAUCUAACUGGAUCUUAUCUUAAUGACAAUCGAGAAAGUUGGAUUAUUGGAGUUUAUGAAUGGAGUCAACUUUUUGCUUUCUAUAAGUUAUGGUCACAAGAUUUCGUAUGGACGAAUGAAUCUGAUUAUGAUACUUUGGAGUUGAAAUCAUAUCGCUUCCGUAUUGGAGUUCACCGACUCUCCACUCCAACGGACUUGGUUUUAAUUACAGAAGAACUUCGUGGUGUAGCUGACAGACAUAAAGACUUAGAAAUUGUAACAUAUCAACAGAGUCGAGCAAUUGCAGAUCAAUUGAACGUGAUUCUCAGUUCCACAAUUACAAAUGAUACUUUGGCAAUGUUCUGUAUGUUCUGUGUUGCUCUGAUUUUCAUUCCAAAUCCAAUUUGCGCUCUAUUCAUUACACUAGCAAUGGUUACUAUUGAUAUCGGCGUCGUCGGUUUUCUUUCGCUUUGGAGUGUCAAAUUGGAUCCUAUAUCUAUGAUUACAAUCAUUAUGUCCAUUGGAUUCUCUAUCGAAUUUUCUGCUCAUAUCACUCAUGGAUUUGUUAGUAACGAGAACAAUCUGUCAGCAUUUGAUAGAUGUGUUGAUGCAAUGGAGAAGUUAGCAUGGCCAGUUGUCCAUGGAAGUUUAUCAACAAUUCUCGGAGUUUUCGUUCUGGCUUUCAUCGAUUCCUACAUGGUUCUGGUGUUCUUCAAGACAAUAUCACUUGUAUUAAUGAUCGGAGCGUGGCAUGCUCUGAUGCUUCUUCCUAUUCUUCUCUCAAUAUGUAUUCCCGUUAUAGAACGACUAUCUGAUGCCUCUCGGAAAGCAUCCGAUCGUCGGAGAAAGUUAAAAGAAAACAAAAACAGUAUAUAUGCAAUCAAUUUGCCAGUUAAUGUGUCUUCUUGA